AUGAAGGUCGCAAUCAUCGGCGCAGGCCCGAGCGGUCUUGUCUGCUGCAAAUCUUUGUUGGAGAAUGCGUCAGAGGAGUACCCCUUCGACCCGGUGGUAUUGGAACAAGAGGAAGACAUCGGUGGUACUUUCCGAUAUCGAGCGUAUGAGAACGCCACACUCGUGUCAUCCAAGCAGCUCACGUCCUUCUCGGACUUUCGAUUACCUCUCUCACAUCCUGACCAUUUGACGUUGGAGGAAUACGUUGAUUAUCUUCGUGAAUACGCAGAACACUUUCAGCUCCUCAAGCGCGUACAACUUGGCUGCAAGGUUGUCAGUAUCUCCAGAAACCCUCUAGGUGGCCACCGCAUAUCCUUCGUGAAACGAGUGAAAGAUGGCGAGGCAUGGACUAGUGAACCUGAGAUCCUGGAAGUAGCAUACGUUGCUGUCUGUACAGGUCUCCAUGUCGUACCAUCGAUACCCAAAAUACCUGGUAUAGAACACGUCCUGGAAAAUCGGGAGGGCGACACGGUGCCCGCUCGUAAGAUCUUCCACUCGGCACAGUACAAGUCGCGUUCACAACUUGCUGGUCGACGAAUUCUGGUGCUUGGGACCGGGGAAACAGGGAUGGACCUUGCGUACGAAGCCGCAAAGGCCGGUGCAAAAGAGGUCGUUCUUUGCUCUCGUGGUGGAUUCCUCUCGUUCCCUAAAGCCUUGAAUGACUUUGAAGUGUUUGGGAUCAAAUUUGAGUCUCCAGAUCCUCUGCCUAUCGACUCCUUAAUCACCAACCUAGCAGAAACAGCCUACGUCCAUCCGUGGGUAGCUGCAUCACAUUUGCGCUGGUUUGUCUCAGAUGCAGUCAUCAAGCGCGUGCUUUGGCUGUUGACCGGGACUCAAGCAGGCUGUAACCAAUGGGUCGGAGAGCUAGCACCGGAGCGAUUAGGUCGAGCCUAUGUCUUCCUGAACAAGUCACACAAAGCUAUGCCUUACAUCAAUCGCCCCUACCGCAAUCGACCGUUCUAUCUCGACUACCUGUCAAAGUAUAUUGACCCUCCAGAAGAUGCACAAUCCAAUUUCUCCGUUGAACUCGCACCUUUUCCUUCUCACGUCUUACCGAACGGGCGCGUCGUCUUUCCCCUGUCGAAGCGGAAGGACGCAAUGAGAAUGAUGGGUCGCGAUGUCCGGCCUGAUACUGUCAUCUUCGCUACGGGAUAUACCCAGCACUUCUCGUUCUUUGACGAGAAGGAUGAAUACGGAACACCGGCAGAGGCGGACAUCAGAAAUGUCGUCAAGAGUGGGGACGAGGGUGUGGCGUUUAUUGGUUUUGUGAGGCCUGGUGUUGGCGCUAUUCCCCCGAUUUCUGAGAUGCAGUCCAUGUUUUGGGUCUCACUUUUAAAAGGUCAGGUCAAACAGCCGCUGCCGCCGCCGCACUAUCAUCUUCUUGUCAAAGAGAAUGCGCGCAUCAAGUACGGCGUCGACCAUUCAACAUAUAUGUCAACUUUGGCGAAGGACAUUGGUGCCGCUCCUGGUCUCUUGGAUUUGUGGCGGACCUAUGGAACUCAUGUGCUUGUGUGCUACUGUUUUGGAGCAGCUUUCACUUCUUUCUACAGGCUGGUUGGACCUUACAAGUCGAAUGAUGUCGUGCCUGUGAUCAAGACAGAACUUUGGGAAACUAUCACGCGACGCGGGAUUCUAGGCAACCUUCUCAUGGGUGUGAUACCUAUGGUAUUCUACCUUGCAGUGAACGCUGCUGCAUAUGCGACGGAGAAGAUAUGGACGUUAUGUGGUGGGCCGCCGUUAUUUGAUGAGGCGUGGCAGAAAACUUGA
Molecule: messenger RNA, 1806 nt
Organism: Stereum hirsutum FP-91666 SS1
Lineage: Eukaryota; Fungi; Basidiomycota; Agaricomycetes; Russulales; Stereaceae
Product: FAD/NAD-P-binding domain-containing protein
Exons: 11
Coding region: 1-1806 (601 amino acids)
Molecular function (GO): N,N-dimethylaniline monooxygenase activity; NADP binding; flavin adenine dinucleotide binding
Source: RefSeq, a predicted model, not a curated record